Molecule: messenger RNA, 2756 nt
Organism: Aethalodelphis obliquidens (Pacific white-sided dolphin)
Lineage: Eukaryota; Metazoa; Chordata; Mammalia; Artiodactyla; Delphinidae
Gene: ADRA1D
Product: adrenoceptor alpha 1D
Exons: 4
Coding region: 66-1940 (624 amino acids)
Biological process (GO): adenylate cyclase-activating adrenergic receptor signaling pathway; phospholipase C-activating G protein-coupled receptor signaling pathway; positive regulation of vasoconstriction
Cellular component (GO): plasma membrane
Molecular function (GO): alpha1-adrenergic receptor activity
Source: RefSeq, a predicted model, not a curated record
AGCCCCCAGCCCUACCAGUCGCUCGUCCUGCGCCCAGCCGCGGCCCCCGACGGCUGCGCGUUGAGAUGACUUUCCGCUAUCUCCUGAACGUCAGUUUCGAGGGACCCUGCUCAGACAGCAGCGCCGGGAGCUCCAGCGCGGGCGGUGGCGGGGGUGGCGCGGGCGGCGCGGCCGCCUCCGAGGGCCGGGCGGUGGACGGCGUGCGGGUGACCGCAGGCGGUAGCAGCGGCGGCGGCGUGGUGGGCGCGGGCAACGGCGAGGACAACCGGAGCUCCGCUGGGGAGCCGGGGAGCACUGGCGCCGGCGGCGAGGUGAACGGCACGGCCGCCGUCGGGGGGCUGGUGGUGAGUGCGCAGGGCGUGGGCGUGGGCGUCUUCCUGGCUGCCUUCAUCCUCACGGCCGUGGCGGGCAACCUGAUGGUCAUCCUCUCCGUGGCCUGCAACCGCCACCUGCAGACGGUCACAAACUAUUUCAUUGUGAACCUGGCCGUGGCCGACCUGCUGCUGAGCACCACAGUGCUCCCCUUCUCGGCCACCAUGGAGGUUCUGGGCUUCUGGGCCUUCGGCCGGGCCUUCUGCGACGUGUGGGCCGCCGUGGAUGUGCUGUGCUGCACGGCCUCCAUCCUCAGCCUCUGCACAAUCUCGGUGGACCGGUACGUGGGCGUGCGCCACUCGCUCAAGUACCCAGCAAUCAUGACCGAGCGCAAGGCGGCCGCCAUCCUGGCGCUGCUCUGGGCCGUAGCCCUCGUGGUGUCUGUGGGGCCGCUGCUGGGCUGGAAGGAGCCGGUGCCCCCUGACGAGCGCUUCUGCGGCAUCACGGAGGAGGCAGGAUACGCUGUUUUCUCCUCCCUGUGCUCUUUCUACCUGCCUAUGGCCGUCAUUGUGGUCAUGUACUGCCGCGUGUAUGUGGUAGCGCGAAGCACCACGCGCAGCCUGGAGGCGGGAGUCAAGCGCGAGCGGGGCAAGGCCUCAGAGGUGGUGCUGCGCAUCCACUGUCGCGGCGCAAGCACUGGCUCAGACGGAGCCCACGGUGGGAUGCGCAGCGCCAAGGGCCACACCUUCCGCAGCUCACUGUCAGUGCGUCUGCUCAAGUUUUCCCGUGAGAAGAAGGCGGCCAAGACGCUGGCCAUCGUCGUGGGCGUCUUCGUGCUGUGCUGGUUCCCCUUUUUCUUCGUUCUGCCACUGGGGCCUACAUUCAUUCAUGGGCAGCAAUCCCUGGCCAGUCUACGUGAACAUCAGCAGACACCGGAAGCCACCUGCUUUCUCUGUUUGGAAGCUGGGCCCCCCUGGGAGGCCCUCCCCAGCUGGUUUGUUGCUUACACUCGCUGGAAAUGCUCAAUUUCAGGUAAACGCUCCCUGUUCCCACAGCUGAAGCCCUCAGAGGGCGUCUUCAAGGUUAUCUUCUGGCUGGGCUACUUCAACAGUUGCGUGAACCCGCUCAUCUACCCUUGCUCCAGCCGGGAGUUCAAGCGGGCCUUCCUCCGCCUCCUGCGCUGCCAAUGCCAUCGUAGUCGCCAGCACCACCGCCCCCUCUGGAGCAUCUACAGUCACCACUGGCAAGCCUCGAAUGGCGGCCCGCACCCUGACUACGCUCCUGGCCCAGGUGCCGCACCCUCCGGGGCCCUGCUGGCCCUCACCACGCCCUCAGCCCCCGGCUCCCCAGGCACACGCAAGGCGCAGGCUCCGGUCGUCGGCCGUCGAAAGCCGCCCUGCGCCUUUCGCAAGUGGAGGCUUCUCGGGCCGUUCCGGAAACCCACCACCCCGCUGCAUGCCAAGGUCUCCAGCCUGUCGCAAAAGAAACACGCCAGAGAGGCUGCGUGCGCCCUGCACUUGGAGGUGGAAGCUGUGUGCUUAGGCGUCCGCAGUGAGGCAGCUGAGGGCACUACCUGCCAGGCCUACGAAUUGGCAAACUCUAGCCUUCUCCGGGAGACUGAUAUUUAAGGACCCCUGAGUUAGGCCGAGGAGUGUGCUGGGGGUGGGAGAAGGGUGUGGAGAUGGAGGCUGGCUUUGUUCAAGAGGCCGGUGAGAAUCAAGGACCCAGAAAUCGAUCAGGGCGACUGCUCUCCAGAAUCCCCGAGGAACUGAGGUGUGGGUGAAGCCCCUGAAGGGCAGAAAGUUAUGGGCUCCCCCUCCUGGACACAGAUGCCCCCAGCUCCUCCUUUCAAGGGAGAGGCUGAGGGCUCCUUGGGGCCAUUUGUUUCCAAUCCCUGUUUGAGAAACACUGCCCCAUCCAUGCCUUGAACCCUGGGUAGAUGGCCCCAAGUAUGGCCAGGCAGCCCUGUCCCUCCUCUUGGGGAGGAAAGGGCACAGAGGCCCUGCCUGGCUGCCCCCAAUGCCUCCCCUCCGGAAAAAGUCAGUGGGGCCAAAGCUUCUCAAUGGACACAAUUUAUCCUUACUGCAGACUGGAGGAAUCCAGUGGCCUGCCAUUGCCACCCACAAGCUUUGGUGGCAGAUUGGACGACUGUCCUACAAGCCUGUUGUAUUAACCUGUGGGCCCACUUUGCCCUACUGAGGCUCCGCCCUGCCCCUCACUUUGUCUCCCCAAAGGCCUUACUGUUUACACUGUAUAUAGCUCCUUGUGCCUGUGCCCAUCACUUCUUGCUGGGCUCUGGAACCAUCAAAUGGGGAGAACUUUGUCAUUUUUAGACAUAUUUAUUGGUCAGAGUACUUCUAUUUUGUCCAAACUGUGCAAACUGUUCAUCUUCAGCUUACAACCCAUAAAGAACUACUUUUUGUUUUUCUAAAAUCCUUCAAGUA